AUGAAUACUAUGGAUGAUCGUUAUGUCAAUGGCAUAUGGAAUCAGUCAUUGAAAACAGCUAUUCAAGAAAUACAAAAGAAAAACAAUAGUGGUUUGAGCUUUGAAGAAUUAUAUCGUAACGCUUAUACAAUGGUGCUACACAAACAUGGAGAGAAAUUAUAUACGGGAACAAGAGAAGUUGUCACUGAGCAUCUUGUUCAAAAAGUAAGACAAGAUGUGGUUGAUUCAUUGCAUAACAAUUUUCUUACAACAUUAAAUUCAGUGUUCAAUGAUCAUCGGACAGCUAUGGUUAUGAUUCGUGAUAUAUUGAUGUAUAUGGAUCGUGUUUACGUUAGUGGGCAAAAAUUAGAGCCAGUAUAUAAUCUAGGAUUAGUUAUAUUUCGAGAUAAUGUUGCUAGAUAUCCACCAAUACGAGAUCAUUUAAAACAAGCGUUGUUAGAAAUGGUGGCCAAAGAACGUCGUGGAGAAGUGGUAGAAAAGAGUGCAGUGAAAAAUGCUUGUCAAAUGUUAAUGAGUCUUGGCAUUGAUAGCCGUUGUGUAUAUGCCGAAGAUUUUGAAACGCCAUUUUUACUACAGUCAGCUGAAUUUUAUCGAUUGGAGAGUCAAAAACUACUUGCUGAAAAUAGUGCAUCUGUAUAUAUUCGAAAAGUUGCAGCAAGAAUUAGUGAAGAAGCCGAAAGGGCUGUACAUUAUUUAGAUAAAUCAACAGAAGAACGAAUUAUUCGAGUGUUAGAAGAUGAACUCAUUACAAAACAUAUCAAGACCAUUGUGGAUAUGGAAAAUUCUGGUGUUUAUCAUAUGUUGAAACAUAAUAAAUAUGAAGAUUUAGCAACAAUGUAUAAAUUAUUUGAACGUGUACCAAAUGGUCAUCAGACAGUAGCUGAUUGUAUGAGCAAUUUUUUACGUGAACAAGGAAAAGCAUUAGUAACUGAGAAUGGUGAUGAGGGUAAAAGUGCUAUUACCUAUGUACAAAGUUUGUUAGAUUUAAAAGAUAAUUUUGAUCAUUUUCUUAAAAAUGCGUUUAACGAAGAUCGAAUGUUUAAAAAACGUAUUAAUAGUGAUUUUGAACAUUUUAUAAAUUUAAAUCAACGUAGUCCAGAAUAUUUAUCAUUAUUUAUUGAUGACAGAUUGAAAAAAGGCGGCAAAGAUCUUGGUGAUCAAGAAGUUGAAGUUGUACUAGAUAAAGCCAUGAUGUUAUUUCGAUAUUUAGAAGAAAAAGAUGUGUUUGAACGUUAUUAUAAACAACAUUUAGCCAAACGUUUAUUAUUGAAUAAGAGUGCAUCGGAUGAUGCCGAAAAAAAUAUGAUAUCACGUUUGAAAACAGAAUGUGGAUGUCAGUUUACAUGUAAACUAGAAGGAAUGUUUAAAGAUAUAUCAAUAUCAAAUACAACGGCCGAUGAUUUUCGUUUACAUGUACAACAAAAACGGCUUAAUUUACAUGCCAUCGAUUUAUCUGUACGCGUCCUCACCACGGGAUUUUGGCCAACACAAUCGACAAAUAAUCAAUGUAAUUUACCACUGAAUGUUCGUGAAGCAUAUCAAUGUUUUCAUCGAUUUUAUUUAAAUAAACACAGUGGAAGACAGCUUACAUUACAACCAAGUUUAGGUUCAGCUGAUUUAACAGCUGUUUUUUAUGGUAAACCAAAAGAUGAUGAUGGAGAUGGAGAAUUACGUCCAACAACUACUGCUGUUAAAGAACGAAAACAUACGUUACAAGUAUCAACCUAUCAAAUGGUCAUAUUAAUGUUAUUUAAUACUAAAGAAACGUGGACAUUUGAAGAAAUUCAACAUGAAACCGAUAUAAAUGAAAAAGAUUUACAACGUUCAUUAUUACCAUUGGCUCUAGGAAAACCAGCACAACGUAUUUUUUUAAAAGAACCAAAAACAAAAGAAAUGGCAUCAACAGAUACAUUUUCUAUAAAUGAUUCGUUUACAUCAAAGUUAUAUCGUGUUAAAAUUAAUCCUAUUACACCCAAAACCGAGUCAGAUCCAGAACGUUUGGAAACACGUAAUAGAGUGGAUGAUGAUCGGAAACAUGAAAUUGAUGCAGCCAUAGUUCGAAUAAUGAAAACACGAAAAUUCAUGCCACAUAUCCAAUUAGUCUCUGAAGUAACACAUCAAUUAAAAACACGUUUCAUGCCCAGUCCGCUAUUUAUUAAGAAACGAAUUGAAAGUUUAAUUGAGAGAGAUUAUUUGUCGCGUUCAAUGGAUGAUAGGAAAAUGUAUAGUUAUGUUGCUUAA
Messenger RNA from Didymodactylos carnosus, 2241 nucleotides. NCBI's taxonomy places the organism in Eukaryota, Metazoa, Rotifera, Eurotatoria, Philodinida, Philodinidae. The record is from the annotation of a GenBank genome assembly.